This is a messenger RNA of Pseudogymnoascus verrucosus, 2055 nucleotides long. It is a transcript of the gene MSM1, whose product is annotated as methionyl-tRNA synthetase. The transcript is spliced from 3 exons. Gene Ontology annotation, biological process: methionyl-tRNA aminoacylation. Lineage: Eukaryota; Fungi; Ascomycota; Leotiomycetes; Thelebolales; Thelebolaceae. The record is from RefSeq and is a predicted model, not a curated record. Bases 19 to 1797 code for a protein of 592 amino acids. Gene Ontology annotation, molecular function: ATP binding; methionine-tRNA ligase activity.
GAAUUAUUUGCCCGCGCAAUGAAUCUCAACACCCUCACAUCCAGUCUACGGCGGUCCUUCCGGCCCAGGGCAAAAGUAUUAUGGACGAGUGACUGGGUAUGCAAGUCCUGCAGGAUAAACAGCGUCGCUGUCCGGCCGCGGGCACGGUUUUCCAGCACGAAGACGCCCAUGGAGAAGCCGUACUACAUCACCACCCCGAUAUUCUACGUCAAUGCCGCUCCCCAUGUAGGCCACCUCUACACCAUGGUCCUAACCGACAUCCUCAAGCGCUUCCAACAGCUCAAAGGGCGCCCCGCAAUCCUCUGCACCGGCACCGACGAGCACGGUAUGAAAAUCCAACAAGCCGCCUCCCUCUCGGACGAAGACCCAAAGGAAUUCUGCGACCGCGUGUCCGAGACAUUCAAGCAGCUCGCCGCGCGCGCAGAUCUCUCUUACGACCACUUCAUCCGCACAACUGAUCCGGAUCACAAGGAAGCUGUGCAGCAUUUCUGGCAGCUACUGCAGGAACGGGGGUAUAUCUACGAGAAGAAACAUGAGGGGUGGUACUCUGUUAGUGAUGAGACAUUCUAUCCCUCCUCCGCGAUCGAGAAGCGCCUCGAUCCCGCUACGGGGCGUACUUUCAUGGCUGCACAGGAGACGGGGAAGGAAGUAGAGUGGACGGCCGAAACGAACUACCACUUCCGCCUCUCCGCUCUCAAAGAGCCCCUGUUAGCUUUCUACAAACAAAACCCCAACUUCGUCGUCCCCGCAACCCGCAUGCGCGACAUCGAGCGCUGGGUCACCGAGGGUCUAGAAGACCUCUCCGUCUCCCGCCCCAUCAACCGCCUCACAUGGGGCAUUCGCGUCCCGAACGACGAGACGCAGACAAUCUACGUCUGGCUCGACGCGCUGGUGAACUACAUCACCAAAGCCGGCUUCCCAUCCGCCUCCUUCUUCGACGGCGUCGCCGGCUGGCCCGCUGACGUCCACGUUAUCGGGAAGGAUAUCAUGCGGUUCCACUGCAUUUACUGGCCUGCGUUCCUCCUCGCCCUGGAUCUACCGCUGCCGAAACAGGUGUUGACGCAUGCGCAUUGGACGCUGGGACAUAGUAAGAUGGCGAAGUCGACGGGGAAUGUAGUCAAUCCCUUCUUUGCGAUGGAUCGGUUUGGGGUUGAUGCUAUGCGGUUUUAUCUGGCGCAUGAUGGGGGGAUAACGGAUGAUGCGGAUUAUGCGAAUGCGAAUAUUGUGGAGAGGUAUCGGAAGUGCCUUUCGGGCGGCCUUGGGAACUUGCUGCAGAGGGUGACGGGGACGAAGGUUUGGUCUGUUAGUGAGGCUGUUGAGGCUGCGGCCAAGGGGGAGUUUGAGGUGGGGGAGAAUCCGAUUGAGGCGGUGCAUGGGGUGGGAGGGGUGGUGGAUGGGCAUUUUAAGGAGUUGAAUCCCAGGGCGGGUUUACAUGAGAUUAUGCGCGUGAUUUACGAUACAAACAAAUACCUCCAAACCACCGCCCCCUGGCUCAUCGCCAAAUCCGGCACCCCCUCGAGCGAAGCAGAAGUCCGCCGCAUCAUCUUCCACGCCUCAGAAGCCCUGCGCGUCUCGGCGAUACUGCUGCAGCCUUAUAUGCCUACCAAGGCAGCACAGAUCUUGGAUACGCUUGGGGUGGAGCGGGGGAGGAGGGGGUUCGGGGACGCGGUUGUGGGGGGGGAUUUGGGGUAUGGGAGGGUUAAGGUUGUGGAGGGGGAGAGAGAGGGGGGAGUGGGGAAGAAGAAGGGGAAGGGGGCGUAUGGGACGAUUUUUCCGCCUUUGGCUGUGGAGGAGUAGGGAGGGGAGUGAUGGCUGAUGGCUAAUGGCUGAUGGGAGAGUGAUGCGAAAGGUGAUGAGAGGGAGUGUGCGUGGUGUGAUCUGGCUGAUAUGGCCGAUGCGGGUGAGGGGCGGUGUGUACGAUUUAAGGCGCUCGGAUCCCUGACCUCUCUGUGUGAUGGGCUGGACUGGUCUGGGAUUUCAUGUAUAUUGUCUGUUGUGUCUCUACUACUGUAAGAUAAGAGAGAGCGAUGACUGGGUGUAAACUACUGUAUAGAU